UCUUAUGCAGGUAAAUACGUUAAAGAAAUGAAAGCUCAAAUGAAUUCAGGCUCUUUCUUUCCAAAACGUUCAACUUUGCGAGGAAAAUCUGCUGUACUCUCAUCUAAGUCGCCAAACUACACUGAAGAAGAACUACAGGAGUACCGGCAAGUUUUUUCUAUGUUUGACACGGAUGGAAGUGGAGCAAUAGGCAGAGAAGAAUUGAAGAUUGCAAUGGGAAAACUAGGACUGACUACGAAACCGGACGAACUGGAAAAUCUUAUUGCCGAGGUUGAUCAGGACGGCAACGGCGAAAUUGAUUUCGGCGAGUUCUGCAACGUGAUGCGCAAGAUAACGGCAAAGAAAGUGACUUUUGACGAAGUAGUGAAGCAAUGCUUCGAAGUGUUUGAUCAACAAAAGAAUGGCGUUAUCACAGAAGCAGAAUUUCGAGAAGUUAUGAAAAUGCUUGGAGACAUUGGUAACGAUAGAAUCAUCGAUCAUAUUUUCCAAGAAAUAGAUAUCGACGGCAACGGCGUCAUUGAUUAUGAAGAAUUUUCCAGCAUUGUUAAGCAAUACCUGCAAGAGGAAGUCUAA
Molecule: messenger RNA, 573 nt
Organism: Soboliphyme baturini
Lineage: Eukaryota; Metazoa; Nematoda; Enoplea; Dioctophymatida; Soboliphymatidae
Source: the annotation of a GenBank genome assembly